UUCCCACAGAUAUGCAAGGAAUUAUUUGAGGACACAGAACCUUGGCAGGUUCGCUAGAGCCAACCGAUGGAAGUCAUUAACCGUGAAGUCAUUCAAGUCCUUUUUGGCCAUAUUUUUCAACAUGGGCAUCUUGAAGAAGGCUUCGAUUGAAGAGUAUUGGAACUCUAUGAUGCCAAGUCAGGUUUCAUCGUGGUUUAAAACAGUAUCAUCUAGGAAUACUUUUCAAAACAUCUUGAAGUUCCUGCACGUAGCUGAUCAUGAAAGAAUGGUAGACAGACAGCAUCCAGCAUAUGAUCCGGCGUCUCGAUUCAAACCGCUGUUAACCUUCAUAAACAGAACCUUCACAAGAUUAGUGAUUCCAAACCAGGAGUUAUGCAUUGACGAAACCUUAGUCUCAGCAAGAGGGCAUAGUAUAAUGCGACAGUACAUUCCUUCUAAAGCCGCAAAAUUUGGCAUAAAAUUUUGGAUGCUUUGUGAGGCGGCCACUGGUUAUGUUCUACAAAUGAAUGUAUAUAGAGGUCGACACUUUGAUCCAACUCCAAGAGGAGAAUUACAGGGAACAAAUGUAGUGCUUAGCCUUUUAAGAGAUUCCUCGCUUUUUAACAAGGGAUACCACGUGUUUUGUGACAGUUUUUUUACCUCCAUCAAUCUCGCAUCAAAUCUCCUCGCACACAAUACUUAUGUUACAGGAACACUGCGCAAAAACCGACCAAUGCCACGCACGAUUCAAAAAGCAGAUCCCCUCGCUGGAACUGCCAUUUAUAUGCGACAGAGAGAGACUUUAUGUGUAGCGUAUAAAGACGCAGUGGAUAAGAAACCAGUGCGUAUGUUGAGCACAUUCCUCCCGGCGCAGGACCUCCACAACGGACGCCCGAGAAUAGUCGACCAGUAUAACAGGUACAUGGGAGCCGUCGAUUCUUCCGACGCUGUUAUGAGCGCAUAUAGCGGACUUUGGCGAAACAAAAAAGUGUGGAAAAAAGUGGUAUUGCAUCUAUUUCAUCGCAUCAUGAUGAAUGCGUACCUACUGUGCAAAAACAACACUUCUGAUCGAGUAGUGCCACGUCUUAAGUUCAUUCAACACGUGAUUGAAGAUCUGGCUGGAGUUCAGCGCAAUAUCGAGAGGCCAAGACAAAGAAACCGUGUCGAUAUCCUCCCGCGGCGGAAAGAAAAAGACUGUUGCGUUUGCUCAAACCGUGCCCGUGGAGGUAUAAGACGUCGCAGUCGAACCGCGUGUAUUCUAUGUAAGAGAGGUCUACACAGAGAGUGCGUCAGACAACACCAAUGUAUAGAGCUGUAGUUUCUCAGAUUGAAACUAGUUUGAGCUCAAUAUUGUACAGGAAAACGAAAUGAUCUUUAUGAUCAAGACACGUAUAGGCCUAUGAUUUUCUCUUCAAGCGAGGCUAAACUUUGAAAUAGACAGAGUCCAUUUCAUUAUUUUGCAUUGUGUCCCUCACGAACAUUUGUCAAAGAUAGGAUUUAGACAUUUGUAAUCGUAUUAAUAAAUAUUGUUUAAUCGUACAUUUUAUUAUUUAUGACUAUCAACAACUGCUGCAGCAUAUAACAACAUUC
Molecule: messenger RNA, 1569 nt
Organism: Pecten maximus
Lineage: Eukaryota; Metazoa; Mollusca; Bivalvia; Pectinida; Pectinidae
Product: piggyBac transposable element-derived protein 4-like
Exons: 2
Coding region: 122-1297 (391 amino acids)
Source: RefSeq, a predicted model, not a curated record